Messenger RNA from Neoarthrinium moseri, 684 nucleotides. RefSeq lists its product as uncharacterized. The record is from RefSeq and is a predicted model, not a curated record. The transcript has a single exon. NCBI's taxonomy places the organism in Eukaryota, Fungi, Ascomycota, Sordariomycetes, Amphisphaeriales, Apiosporaceae. Gene Ontology annotation, molecular function: acyltransferase activity, transferring groups other than amino-acyl groups. Bases 1 to 684 code for a protein of 227 amino acids.
AUGGCGGAGCCGUCAAAGAUCACGAUCAAGACCAGGCUUCCGGUGGGACUGAUCCCACCUAAUCUGGAGCGGGCGCAGAUCAAGACCGAGCGACUCGUGAUCCGACCCUACACCCAAGACGACCUCGCUGGCAUGCACGUGCUCCGAACGCAACCGGAGGUGAUGCAUUUCACUAUGCGGGGCUGCAUCGACCAGAACCUCGCGGAGACGCAGGAGAGGCUUGACUGGUACCUGCCGCCGCGCGACUUGGAGAGCUACAACUGGGCCAUCUGCCUCGCGGAGACGGGCGAGCAGGUCGGCAUGGGUGGCGUGAACCGCCUGAAGGCGAACGGCCAGACGGGCUGGCCCGAGGUGGGCUACAUGUUCAAGCGCGAGCACUGGGGAAAGGGGUACGCGACCGAGUUCCUGCGCGCGUUCCUCGACGCCUGGUGGACGCUGGAGCGGAGCGAGGUGGAGCUCGAGGUCGACGCCCGCUCGGUGGACGGGAUCGUCGACGGAGCCCAGGCCGUCGCGAUCCCGGACCGCGUGACCGCGAUCGUCGACGCGAACAACCGGGGCAGCCUGCGGGUUAUGGAGAAGGCGGGGUUCCGGCAAUACAAACAGUUCGUCGAAGCGGAUAGUCGAAUGGGUUACGAAGGGAAGGACAUCACCCUCGUCGGCUUCAUUCGGAGCAAAGAGACUUGA